AUCAGGGUUGGGGUGGAAUCAGUAAAUCUGGCAACCUGCGCGCUACCGGAGAGGCGCUGCAGCGCUAACAUAAUAUAAAACUGAAAACGCUCCAGAAAAGCAUUCAGCACGGAUUUCCUCUGGGAUAAACGAACCGGCCUGGCUGCUAAAACGAUGCCUCACUCUCGGCGAUACUCAUCUUCUGAGAGGGGCAGCCGCGGAAGUUACAGGAGCCGAUACCGAAGCCGCAAGCACCGGCGCAGGCGGCGCACUCGAACCCGAUCCCGAUCUGGCUCGUCAGGAUACCAGCGGGAGAGGAGUCGCAGCAGGAGCCAUAGCAGAGAGCGCGGAGAGAGGAGAGGAGCCCGCAGGAGAGAAAACAGCUACCAGCUCUCCAGAAGUUAUGAAAAGCGGUCACCUGACCGCAGGCGUUACUAUGACGAUGAGCGGUUGGAGUACAGCUGUGCAGGACGCAAUGUGGCCGACUCCUACUAUACACACACCAGUUUCAGCCGCCGUUCCAAUGAGCGCAGGCACGAGCGAGGCAGCAGGGGGCAGCGUGAGGAGAGAGGCAGCAGGACUGGACGCAGACACCCGCGUCGCAGAACCAGGACGAGAAGUCGCUCUAGAAGCCGCUCUCGUAGCCAGAGCCAGUCUUUAUCCUCGCGAAGUGACAGUCGGGCGCAGGCGUCAGCUGUUCAGGAUGAUGAGGAGGGUCACCUGGUUUAUCGAGCAGGAGACGUGCUGCAAGACAGAUAUGAGAUCGUGAACACGCUGGGAGAAGGUACUUUUGGCAAGGUGGUGCAGUGCAUCGACCAUCACCGGGGAGGUUCUCGCAUUGCUUUGAAGAUCAUUAAGAACGUUGAGAAGUAUAAAGAGGCCGCUCGGCUGGAGAUCAAUGUUCUGGAGAAGAUAAGAGAAAAGGAUCCAGAAAACAAAUAUCUAUGUGUGCAGAUGUUUGACUGGUUUGAUUAUCAUGGUCAUAUGUGUAUCAGCUUUGAGUUGCUGGCCCUCAGCACCUUUGACUUCAUGAAGGAGAACAACUACCUGCCCUACUCACUUUGCCAGGUCCGCCACAUGGCCUACCAAAUCUGCAUCGCCGUGAAAUUUCUCCAUGACAACAAGCUGACGCACACAGACCUGAAGCCGGAGAACAUCCUGUUCGUCAACUCAGACUUCAGCACAAGCUACAAUGCAGAAAAGAAGCGGGAGGAGCGUGUGGUGAAGGACACGGCAGUGAGGGUAGUGGAUUUUGGAAGUGCGACCUUUGACCAUGAGCACCACAGCACCAUCGUUUCCACCAGGCACUACCGAGCCCCCGAGGUUAUUCUAGAGCUGGGUUGGAGUCAGCCCUGUGACGUCUGGAGUAUCGGCUGCAUUCUGUUCGAGUAUUACCUCGGAUAUACACUCUUUCAGACACAUGAUAACAGAGAGCACUUGGCCAUGAUGGAGCGAAUACAAGGACCAAUCCCCUCCAGAAUGAUCCGCAAAACUAGGAAGCAGAAGUAUUUUUACAGAGGCAGGCUCGACUGGGAUGAGAAUUCCUCGGCAGGAAGAUACGUCAGAGAGAACUGCAAACCUCUGCGUCGGUAUCUGUUGUCUGAGGAAGAGGAGCAUCACCAGCUGUUUGAUCUUUUGGAGGGUAUGUUGGAGUACGAGCCUGAGCGUCGCCUCCCUCUCUCCUCCUGCCUGCGUCAUCCUUUCUUCUCCUCUCUGAGAGACGCCGAGCAUUCCUCCAGCAGCAGCCGCAAUGUCAGCCGGUGACCUCCGACCUUUGCUGUUCGUCCUCUACCUCACUUUCUGCUGUUCUUCCUGAGCCAUCCGCCUACUCCACCCCUCUGCCACACGACCCCACCUACUCCUUUCAAACUCUCCGCCUUCUCCGUCCUCACAGCCUCGCCAUGCUGCCUCUGGUGGGAUACUUGGAUCAGUUGAACUGUGAUUUGAUUGACGGCUGCUCCAGCCAGUUGGAACCCUCAGAGGUGAGACAGGGGUCAGCCUGAUGGAUGGAUAGGGCAGAGAUGAGGAACCUUUUGUUUUUUGGGUUUUUUUUUGUUUGUUUGUUUGUUUGUUUUUUUUUAGUCCAGAACUCAUUGCUGACUGGUGGAGGACUAUACUGACCUGUUCACUGCCACCCCAAUCUGAGCGCCAAUCAGAUUAGAGCCUGUCUCAUCUGCCAGCCUUACCCCUUUGAUAGACAGCUCAUCUCUGCCAGCACCAUGGACCAACCUGGCACUUAAAGUCAUUAUACACACACGCACACACCCACACACACAAACUUCAGACCGCUCAGAUCUCUGUGUGUUUUGUUACAUUUUUCUGUCUGUAAUCUUUCACUGUCACACACAGGCUUGCAGUAUUUAUUUUAAGGAACUGACUUGCAUUUUUGUAUGAAAUGAGAUAUAUAUAUAUAUAUAUAUAUGUAAAUACUGCAAAAGCUUCUCUACAAUAAAAUGAUCUUUCUGUAUUCCUCA
Colossoma macropomum (tambaqui) is the source of this 2453-nucleotide messenger RNA. It is a transcript of the gene clk2b, whose product is annotated as CDC-like kinase 2b. The coding region runs from base 154 to 1743 and encodes 529 amino acids. The transcript has 13 exons. Lineage: Eukaryota; Metazoa; Chordata; Actinopteri; Characiformes; Serrasalmidae. Gene Ontology annotation, molecular function: ATP binding; protein tyrosine kinase activity. Gene Ontology annotation, biological process: regulation of RNA splicing; protein phosphorylation. Gene Ontology annotation, cellular component: nucleus. The record is from RefSeq and is a predicted model, not a curated record.